Glycine soja is the source of this 1495-nucleotide messenger RNA. Its product is annotated as mitochondrial import inner membrane translocase subunit TIM22-3-like. Bases 781 to 1260 code for a protein of 159 amino acids. NCBI's taxonomy places the organism in Eukaryota, Viridiplantae, Streptophyta, Magnoliopsida, Fabales, Fabaceae. The transcript has 5 exons. Gene Ontology annotation, cellular component: chloroplast envelope; TIM22 mitochondrial import inner membrane insertion complex. Gene Ontology annotation, biological process: protein targeting to chloroplast; protein insertion into mitochondrial inner membrane. Gene Ontology annotation, molecular function: transmembrane protein transporter activity. The record is from RefSeq and is a predicted model, not a curated record.
ACAAGACAAAGAAUUUUAGAUUUAUUGCAGAAGUCACUGGCAUGACUAUCGAACAAAAUAAAAUCAAUUAGAAGCAUACAGUUCCUAAAAUAGCAAAGCUAUGACAGUAGACAAAAAGAACUUUUAUAUACCAAUACUAAUUGAGAGAAUUGGUUUCAAAAUUUUCUUUUCUUGACUUAAACUGGAAUCUUACCAUAGAGAUCUUCUGAUCAAGGCAUAAGUGUAACUGUAAGUGUCAGUCACACAGGAUCUAAUGUUCUUAUUUGAAUUAUUCGCAUGACCUUUGAGGAGAUUGGCUUUUUCACUUUAUAGCAUAAUCCGUUGCUUAACAGCAAAGAACACAGACAUUUCCUCUGAUUUCAGCUAUCUUGUAGGAUGACGACUUUGCAUUUUUGUAGAUUUAUCUAGCACAUCAAAGAGACAGAAAAUGCCCAUGCAUAUGAGGAAGAAGUGGUCGAGGGGCCACUUUUUAUUAAUACAUUUCUAUAAGAAUGGUGAUAUCUUUUGUAUCUGCUAGCUGUAAGAGAGAUUUUUUUUUCAAGAAAAAAGGGGAAAAAAUCUUAUUUCGUUGGUUUCUAUACAGAACUUUUGUUUUCAUAUUAUAAAGAAUUUGAUUAUCGUUAAUAACAAUGAGGAUUGCAUAACUGACAUAGUCAGAGAAGGACCUUGUGUUCCUAAGCUAAUUAGUAAUUGUGAAUAACAGUGUUGAUUAGUCGUCGUUGAAAGAGGUAAUGUUGUUAGUCAAGAGCAGGGUAACCCCAUCGUCAAAACUCAAAAGUGAUGGCAUCGGAUGCAACAGUUAAUUCGGUUAGUGAGGUGAACAAUGCUCCCAAUCCUAGAAAAUCUGAAGGCCCUUCCUCUACUCCGUCUCCCACCACUUCCCUUCUUCUCUCCGCCGCCACUAGCACUGCUUGUGGCGCCCUCACCGGCUCCCUUUUCGGCUACGGUGCUGGAUUGAUUAAGAAGAAAGGCUUUAAAGGAUCCUUUAUGGAAGCAGGAUCUCAGGCUAAGACUUUUGCAGUUCUAUCUGGAGUUGAUAGUUUGGUUGUCUGCAUCUUUGGAAGACUUCGAGGAAAGCAUGAUGCCAUUAACGCUGGGCUAGCUGGAUGUUGCGCUGGUCUUGCUACAAGUUUUCCAGGUACACCCCAAGCUCUUAUACUGAACUGCCUCACCUAUGGGGCUUUUUCUUUUAUGAUUGAAGGGGUAACCAAGAAACGAUCAGCACUUGCAUACCCCAUGUCCAAGAAAACAAGUGCAUAAUUCCUACAUCUCAUUGAGAAACAGGGGUAUGCUGCUUUUUUUGCAUCAUUAAGAUAAGGUGUAUAGCAUAUAUAUAUGCACCUUUCUUUUGCCUUUCUUGUAGCCUUUAUGAACAAUUCUAGAGAUAAUAGGGGUGAUGUACGAUACAUUGUAACAAGGACAUGGCUUGUUUGUAUGCUAUUAAUUUCUGAUCGAGUUUCAAAUAUGGCAUGUUGAUUGCACCAUAUGUUCUUUA